AUGGAGAAAUACGAGAAACUAGCCAAAAUUGGUGAAGGCUCUUACGGGGUGGUUUUUAAGUGCAGAAACAGAGACACAGACCAAAUUGUCGCCAUCAAAAAGUUUGUGGAAUCAGAAGACGAUCCCAUGAUCAAGAAGAUUGCGCUGAGGGAAAUUCGCAUGCUGAAGCAGUUGAAGCACGUUAAUCUGGUCAAUUUACUGGAGGUGUUCCGCAAGAAACGGCGCCUCCAUCUGGUCUUUGAGUUCUGCGAGCAGACGGUCCUCAACGAGCUGGAAAAACACCCUCGAGGGGUUCCCGAGGCUCAGCUGAAGAGCAUCGCGUGGCAGACGCUACAGGCGGUCAACUUUUGCCACAAGCACAAUUGCAUCCACCGUGACGUUAAGCCUGAGAACAUCCUCCUCACCAAGACCGGCAUUAUCAAGUUGUGCGACUUUGGGUUCGCUCGCAUUCUCACGGGACCAGAAGACGACUACACGGACUACGUGGCGACCCGCUGGUACCGUGCUCCAGAACUGCUGGUCGGGGACACUCAGUACGGCCCCCCGGUGGACGUAUGGGCGCUGGGAUGCGUUUUUGCUGAGCUGCUCUGCGGGAGUCCGCUCUGGCCGGGGAAGUCCGACGUGGACCAGCUCUACCUCAUCCGCAAAACUCUCGGGGACCUCAUCCCUCGGCACCAGCAGGUGUUCCGCUCUAAUGUUUUUUUCAGUGGAGUUAGUAUUCCGGAACCUGACACCACGGAAACUCUGGAAAAGCGAUUUUCUGGAGCAUCGUCACAGGCUCUCCAGGUCAUGAAGUCGUGCCUAGUGAUGGAUCCGUCACUCAGGCUGUCGUGCGAGGAGCUUCUGGCGCUGCCCUACAUCCACGGGGAUGCUAGCACCGCUUGGGCUCGCGAGGGGGAACAACGUCUCGCUAGACGCCAUGACAGAGGGUUCCGUCGCAGACAGACUGGGGCUCAGUACCUGCCACAGUUAGCAAACAGCAACAUGUCACCGGCACCUGAUGUCAAGAAGCCGGUGAAAAUCAAGUAUCACCUGCCUAAUAUUUAG
This is a messenger RNA of Nerophis lumbriciformis (worm pipefish), 1047 nucleotides long. The record is from RefSeq and is a predicted model, not a curated record. NCBI's taxonomy places the organism in Eukaryota, Metazoa, Chordata, Actinopteri, Syngnathiformes, Syngnathidae.